AUGUGCACAGCGCUGGGGACGUGGGAGGAUCCACGGUGUGUGUCCGGCCACCGCUACGCACAGCUCCUAGCAACAAUACGGCAAAGACUACAGAAACGUCAUCUCUACAGUAGCGACAGUAAAGAAACAACAACAACAACACGAAGAAGAAGAAGUGAUUCUGCGGUUGCGUGUUUGCAGGACUUGCAGGAGGUUGCACCAUUUCUGUAUAAUCAAGUACAGACAGAGAGGAAUGAGGGAAACAACAACAACAACAACAACAACAACAGUUCUGACAGUAAGAAGGAGAAUAAUAAUGGAGAGUCAUUAGUGGAAACAGAGCCGCAGGAAAUUCUAUCGGAUGAGUCAUUUGUGGGAAAUGAAGAGAUAAGUUUAUAUCAUCAUUCUCACCAUGGAACUGAGAAUACGGAGGAGUUCUGUGAUAAUAAUAAUAAUAAUAAUAAUAAUAAUAAUAAUAAUAAUAAUAAUACGGAGAAGGAUAAUAGAAGAGAAAUAGACCAUGUGGAUGGGGAUGAAAUAAUAUAUAUUGUCUGUGAAGGGUUUCUCCUAUAUGCAUAUCCAUCUAUUUGUGAACAGUUGGAUUACUUUCUCUUUCUUGAUAUUGAUGAUGAGACGGCCUGUUUGCGGCGAUUCUUCCGCACACCGCGCCGUCAUCCAAGACAGAAGGGAUGUGCGAAACGCAUUGAACGUAUGUUGUACUGCAGAAAGAAUCUUUUACCAAAUGUUAACACAAUGGAAAUAUCAGAAGAAACAUCACUACUACCAAUCUCGUUUUCUACAAUUAAACCGCGAUUGGUGUAUAUUCCACCAUUACCGUCCAUACCAGGCGAUUAUGUUCGCUUCUGGCAACAAGAGGAGUAUAAACAACAACAAGCACCAUCCUUUGGUAAUAAUAAUAAUAAUAAUAAUAAUAAUAAUAAUAAUAAUAAUUGGAGUGGGCCAUUGUGUGCGUGGAUGGAAGUGAAGGAUCUUUCAUACAUUACAGAGAUGCUAAAGACACAAGCUAAAUCCGUAAAAGAGAUGAAAAAUAAUAAUAGUAAUAAAAAUACUGAGAAUAAGAAUGAGAAUAGUGAUUCAUUAAUCCAACGCUAUUUUGAGUAUCGCUAUUGGUUUUAUUUUGAGGUACUCUUUUACUUCCAUCAAUUACGUCCUAUGAUUGAGCAGAAUGUAGAAGAAGCCUGUAAAAAGAAGAAUAAUAAUAAUAGAAAAGAUAUUCAUCAUCGUGUUUGGCGUAUCACUUGUGGGGCAGGUGUAUCGGAUAGAAGGAUGGAAGAACAACUACAGUCAUUUUUAACGUAUUUAAGAGAGAGUGAAAGAGAAAGUGAAAGAGAAGGUGUACAAUCUUAA
Trypanosoma theileri is the source of this 1347-nucleotide messenger RNA. RefSeq lists its product as uncharacterized. The record is from RefSeq and is a predicted model, not a curated record. NCBI's taxonomy places the organism in Eukaryota, Euglenozoa, Kinetoplastea, Trypanosomatida, Trypanosomatidae. Bases 1 to 1347 code for a protein of 448 amino acids. The transcript has a single exon.